AUGUCAGAACCAAAACCCAUACGCCGCCUUGACGAGAAUCUUAUCAACAAAAUUGCAGCAGGAGAGAUCAUUCACAGACCGGCUUCUGCGUUGAAAGAACUCGUCGAGAACAGUCUUGACGCUGGUGCGACCUCCAUCAAAGUCACAGUUAAAGAUGGUGGUAUGAAGCUGUUGCAGAUACAGGAUAAUGGAUGUGGAAUACGCAAAUCAGAUCUCCCUAUUCUCGCUGAACGUUUUACAACAUCUAAACUAUCCACUUUCUCCGACCUCUCUCGGAUUGCAACCUAUGGUUUUCGUGGAGAAGCCCUCGCGUCUAUAUCACAUGUUGCACGCCUUUCUGUCGUCACAAAGACCAAACCUGACUCUUGUGCGUGGAAAGCUACAUAUGUCGAUGGAUCUUUGGUAGAUGCUAAAACAGGGGAAAAGGCAGACCCACGUCCAUGUGCCGGGAACGACGGGACGACCAUCACGAUAGAAGACCUAUUCUACAACACUCCGACGCGCCUUUCUGCACUACGAAGCUCUUCUGAAGAAUAUGCACGGAUUCUUGACGUCCUCACCAAAUACGCGAUCCAUAAUCCCACCGUGUCAUUCCUCUGUAAAAAGGCAGGGUCACCUUCUCCAGAUCUCUCGACUCCCUCUAGGUCAGAUACACCUACGGCCAUUCGACUAUUAUAUGGACACUCUAUUGCGAAAGAGUUGGUCCACCAUACGGUUUCCUCGUCAAUCAAGAAGAAACGGAAAGGUAGGCAGACAGAGGAAGACAUGGACGUAGAUGGCGAAGAUGAAGAGGAAGACCAAAUGCAGGCAGAAGAUACCGAUUUACAAUCAGAGUCAGAGUCAUGGUCUGCCGAGGCAUACUUCAGCAAUGCGAACUACCAAGCAAAAAAGAUGGUCUUUCUCCUUUUUAUCAAUCACAGGCUCGUUGAAUCGCCACGGAUGAAGAGGGCACUUGAAGCGUGUUAUGUGAGUGUGCUUCCCAAAGGGACAGCGCCGUUUGUGUACCUCAGUCUCCAGAUCGAUCCGCGCGCCGUUGACGUCAACGUCCACCCGACCAAGCGGGAAGUGCAUUUUCUGAACGAGGAGCAGAUCACCGAGCGCAUUGCGGAUGCGGUGCAGAUGUGUUUGGCCAAGGGGAAUGCUAGUAGGCGAUUUGAAUAUCAGACAACCUUGAUGGGUGGUAUUCUUGGUGAUGAAGAUGCAAGGGCACCUCCUGCGUCUGUGACAAGUUCGAGGAAGAGAUCGAGGAAGGAGAGGGACCAGAAUUCAUCUGGAGAUGAAUACGGAGAAGAAGAGGUAGAAGGGAACAUAGAAACUUCUGGUGUUUCAGUUUCCACAUCCACCGAGACGCAAAGGAAGGUAUACUCACAUCAUAAAGUACGCACAUCCGUGCGGGACCGGACAUUGGAUUCUAUGUUUCCUAUCGCUCACUCACAAACGAGCCAAGCGCCUCCUGGAGCAGUCGAAUCGCCUUUGUCUCCCGGUGUUUCAAAUACUACCAUGGCAGCUGAGGGAGUAACAGCAGCAGCGAGUCCAAAUACACAGACAAAUCUUAAAUCAAGAGAAGUGAAGGAGUCACAAUGCUUUCUGACGAGCGUAAAAACUUUGAGGCAGAAGCUUGUAAAAGGCAAACACCCACAAUUGACAGAGAUUCUGGAGAAACAUAUCUUCAUCGGCAUUGUGGAUCUGAAGCGUUGUCUCUCACUCAUACAGUGUUCGACCAAACUGUAUUUAGUCAACCACGAUGCACUUGCCGAGGAGCUAUUUUACCAGCUUGGUCUGAGGCAGUUCGGGGACAUGAGUAGGAUCAAGCUAGACCCAGCACCAUCGUUGCAUGAGCUCGUUCAAAUUGCAGUUGACGCGGAGGACACCAUUGAAGGGACAAAGCUCACCAAGGCCGAAAUUGUUCAGCGUAUCGUCAAGGUUCUUGUGGACAGACGCGAGAUGCUCGCGGAGUACUUUUCCCUUACGAUUACCGAAGACGCACGCGUAGAGAGUAUCCCGCUACUGUUGAGGGAUUACAUCCCGAAUUUGGAUAAUUUACCGAGCUUUCUCAUGAGACUUGGCCCACAGGUCGAUUGGUCUUCUGAGAUGGAAUGUUUCGAAACCUUUCUCCGCGAGCUCGCGUACUUUUAUGUCCCGACUCCUCCGACUCCUGAUCCUGACGAACAAGAAUCAGGUAUAGUUCAUGAUGCCUCGAGUAAAGAUCUAAUGAACGGAAAAAAUCCUGAAGCAGAGACCGCAGGGGACGAGCGCGACGGCAAAGACAAUGCGAAACCAAAUGAAAAGGACCUGUACAAAUCUGAGCGAUGGCAAAUCCAGCAUAUUCUGUUCCCAGCUAUGCGUCGGUAUUUGAUCGCGCCCAAAUCACUACUCGACCGCGAUGUCGUGCAGAUCGCGAACUUGCCUGAUUUGUAUAAGGGCUUCGACACUUAUAUUAGGGAGCUUUCUACCAAUGUUUCGAUCGUGUGA
This is a messenger RNA of Psilocybe cubensis, 2472 nucleotides long. RefSeq lists its product as uncharacterized. Gene Ontology annotation, cellular component: MutLalpha complex. Lineage: Eukaryota; Fungi; Basidiomycota; Agaricomycetes; Agaricales; Agrocybaceae. Gene Ontology annotation, biological process: mismatch repair. The record is from RefSeq and is a predicted model, not a curated record. Gene Ontology annotation, molecular function: mismatched DNA binding; ATP hydrolysis activity; ATP-dependent DNA damage sensor activity. The transcript has 15 exons. Bases 1 to 2472 code for a protein of 823 amino acids.